UUAUGGUAGUGCAUGCAUGGACCACUGUAGGAGGGUACCACCAGGUCUGCUGUCUACAUAAGACAUUUUCCCGCGAUUCAUGUAGCUGUAAGCUUACUUUUUCUUAAUUAAUGAGGGAAGAGUGCCUUGUCUGAAUGUGUUUCGCUGCGGCGGUCUUCUUUUGAUAAAGGGGAUUUGCGAUCAGACUUGGGGUUAAUACUGAAAAGAGUAUAUUCGUUUUCGUGAACGGCGGUCGGCGGUGGACAUUUUUUCGCCUUUGUAUGUCUUUGCGCGUUGUAGAUUUGGGAUACGAGCUGGCUAACUUUUCCCUACAAGUUUAAACCACUAGCUGCCUAGCUUUCGCCGUCUACGAGUCGCUUACUCGCUAGAUUACUCCAUUUGUUUUCCUUGAUCGCUUAAUUAAAUCGAAUCAUAUUUUUAAAAAACUUUGCAUACAGGAAGUGGCUCCAUGCAUCAAGAACUUGACCAGACAAUAGACAAGUUUUGAGAAGACAUUAGGCUAUACUUGGCGAAGGACUAUAAUACAUGUCAAAUAGCUGGCUACAUAUAAGUGAAUGCAAGAGCCCGUUUUAAAGACGACUCCUGUCUAACAGAUUUUUUUCUGGAAAGAAUAAAACCAAAAGAGGAUUUAAACCACUUCCACGAAAAUAUUUUCAAUGAGAGAAAGCACCCUGAGUCCCGGUAUUUAGCGAAGGUAAAGCCGUCUAUUCUUUGCUACAGUUUUUCCUUAUGGAUCGUGAAAUUGCAUAGAUAAGUACCUGCAUUAUUGCGUGACUCCUCUGCCCAAGAUUGGGAUCCAGGAAACCAGGCUCCAAAUGACAAGUGCCUGACGAUGACGGCCAAGCGGAACCUGUUGGUGCGGCUGGUGCCGUGCCGCUGCCUGCGCGGCGAGGAGGAGGUGGUGACGGCGCUGGACUACUCCCACUGCAGCCUGGAGCAGGUGCCCAAGGAGAUCUUCAGCUUCGAGAAGACGCUGGAGGAGCUCUACCUGGACGCCAAUCAGAUCGAGGAGCUGCCCAAGCAACUGUUCAGCUGCCAGACGCUUCAUCGUCUGAGCCUGCCGGAUAACGACCUCACAGCAUUACCGGCGGCCAUCGCCAACCUUAUCAAUCUCCAGGAGCUGGACGUCAGCAAGAACAGUAUCCAGGAGUUUCCUGAAAACAUUAAGAACUGUAAGGUGUUAGCCAUUGUUGAAGCAAGCGUGAAUCCCAUUUCCAAGCUGCCAGAUGGCUUCACACAGCUCCUCAGCCUCACACAGCUGUACCUGAAUGAUGCCUUCCUGGAGUUCUUACCGGCCAGCUUCGGCAGGUUAACAAAACUGCAGAUUCUGGAGCUAAGGGAGAACCAGCUCAAGGUGUUGCCAAAAAGCAUGCACAAGCUGACCCAGCUGGAGCGACUGGACUUGGGCAGCAACGAGUUCACAGAAGUGCCUGAAGUUUUGCCGCAGCUGACAGGAAUCCGAGAGCUCUGGCUGGACGGGAACAGACUGACGUCCAUACCGGGGAUGAUUGGAACCAUGAAGCAGCUGACCUACCUGGAUGCGUCAAAGAACAACCUGGAGGCGGUCAGUGAGCAGAUCUCUGGCUGUGAAAACCUGCAGGACCUUCUGCUGUCCAGCAACACUCUGACCCAGCUGCCAGGGUCCAUAGGCUGCCUGAAGAAAUUGACCACACUCAAAGUGGAUGAGAACCAGCUAAUGUACCUGCCAGACUCAAUAGGAGGUCUCACACUGUUAGACGAGCUGGACUGCAGUUUCAAUGAAAUGGAGGCCCUGCCCCCGUCCAUCGGGCAGUGUGUCAACCUGCGCACGUUCGCCGCAGACCACAACUUCCUGACCCAGCUGCCCUCAGAGAUUGGCAGCUGGAAGAACGUGACGGUGCUGUUCCUGCACUCCAAUAAGCUGGAGUCACUACCAGAGCAGAUGGGGGACAUGGAGAGGCUCAAGGUCAUCAAUCUCAGUGACAACAGGCUGAAAAACCUGCCUUUUAGCUUCACCAAGCUGAGCCAGCUGACUGCCAUGUGGCUAUCUGAAAACCAGUCAAAGCCACUCAUUCCCCUGCAGAAGGAGGAAGAUCAGGAGACUCACAAGACCGUUCUCACCAACUACAUGUUCCCCCAGCAGACAAGGACAGAGGACUACAUCCCCGUCUCCGACAACGAGAGCUUCAACCCCUCCCUGUGGGAGGAGCAGCGCAGGCAGAAGGCACAAGUGGCCUUCGAGUGCGACGAGGACAAGGACGAUCGAGAGGCUCCCCCGCGGGAGGGCAACUUGAAGCGCUACCCCACCCCGUACCCGGAAGAGCUGAAGAACAUGGUGAAAACAGCCCAGAGCAUUGCUCACAGGCUGAAGGAAGAGGGGCCGGGUGACGAGGCGGGCAAAGACGCCAAGCCGCGUGAGGAGGCUCACGUGGGACUCCAGGAUGUGGGGAUCAAGGUAAUAGAAAAUACCUACGCAAAUGGCAAGAUGGUGGAAAUAGAUCCAGAUGCAGCUGUGAGCAAUGCCCAAAUCCGCAAUGCGCCAGAGCCCAGGGAGCCUGCAGAGAUCCAGAACGCACAGAGCAACCCGCUGAAGGCGCCCAACAACAAAGGGACAACAGCCAGUCAUGAGCACGCUGUCACGGGUCUGAAGGAGCUCUCCUCAGGGGAGGAGGAGAUGAAGAUGGCGGAGAUGCGGCCUCCUCUGUCUGAGAGCGCCAACCACCAGCCCAGAGUGGUGACGCUUGAAAAGAAAGACAACAGCAAAGACGCCGACUCGUUGCUGGAUGAGACGGUGGUGAACAGCAACCAGAACAACAGCAACUGCUCCUCACCCUCGCGCAUGUCCGACUCGGUGUCGCUCACCACCGACAGCAGCCAGGACGUCUCGCUCUGCACACCGGAGAAAGAGGCUAAGAUCCCCACCGUGCCCCAGUGCAGGCAAGAGGAUGAAAAUCAGAACCAGCUGGAGGACACGGCCCCCCUCCUGCAAAAUGGGAAUGGAUCUGACACGUUGCCACGACCUGAAAUUGAGUGCCAGAGGGAGUACGAGUCGAGCCCAGAGAAGACGAACCGGUUUGACCUCUCCGUGGAGGAGAAGCUGGCGUUCAUCGAGAGAGGGAUGGACCUGAAAAAUGGCCUGGGCGGGCCCUGCGACCAGUGGGAUCGGAUAAACAUGAAUGUGUCUGAGCUGCCUCUGGACAACGCAGCGCUGCUGGAUGACCGAGGCAAGACCAAGGAGACCGCUGCCCAGGAGGGCUUUCAGAAAGGGCCAGUGCUGGACAACAACAAUGAUAAACCUGCACCGGAACACCUUCUAAACGGGAACCAGGCCCAAAAGCAGACUUUCCCUGAACAUGUCAACGGACAUGCGAACGGGAAGCCUGAGGUCGUGCGGACGGCCGCGGUGGAGGUGACAGCUGGCGGUGAAACGCCUCUCUCUCGAAACACCGACGAGCUCUCUCCGCAGAAAAGAGGAACACCCGCUGUGGUUGUCAAGUCUCAGAGCUUCAAUAGCAUGGAGACGGGCGGGGUGAAGAUUUACGAAAUCGAUGGUGGCGCUGGACCAUAUGAGGCUGGGGCAGCAGAGAGGGUACCUGAUACCAGCACGCAGGGUCAGAGCAUUGUGCGAAGCAAGUCUGCAUCCCUUCUCAACGAUACCCCUCUUCAAGUCUACCCAGGAUCCUCUGUGUCCUCCUCGGAGCUGAACUCCGGUCCCAAGGCCCCGGCAAGGUGUGACGCCAAUGCAGGGAGGGUCUUGGUCCCUACCAGUGCACAGCUGCCCCAAUAUAAUGUCCAGUACACCACGACCGCCAUACCCGCCGAUAACUUGUGGACUCAGAGGACCCCUGUCCCACCUGAUCCAAUAUACCUCCCGCCGCAUCACUCGCUGGCCAAUACCAACUACUCCAACCGCAACAAUGCCCCGCCCUACCAUCUCCAGCCCCAGCAGCGGGGUUUGGGAAAACCCCCGGACAUGCGGGGCAAGGACAGGUUCCUGCCCCCUGCCCCGACGAGGGGCGCCGUUCAGAGACAGGGUAGCAACGCCUCCACUGCCUCCAUGGCCUCCAUGGCCUCCAUGACCCUCCAGGACCCCCGGCGAGUUCAGAUGUCUGAGGGAGAGUACAUGACCUACUGGGACCUCCAGGCCAUGGGGCGAGGGCCCCCCCUGCCCAUGGGCCCCGGGGCCCAGCGGCCGCUCUCUGCCCGGACGUACAGCAUUGACGGGUGCAGCGUGCCCCGCCCACAGAGCGCCCGCCCGCCUGCCCACGAGCUGCCUGGGAGGACCAUGUCGGUCAGCGACUUCAACUACCAGCGCAACAGCCCCAGGAAGUGGGCUGGCACGCGCGUGAAGUCGGAGGACUCCUUACUGGACUCGCCAGGCAGUGGGAGGGUGCCCGUCGACUGGAGAGACAAGGUGCUGCAGCACAUCGAGGCCAGGAAGUUAGAAAAGGUGCCUUACACGAAUGGACAGGUUUGUCCUUGGGCGCGACCCCCGAUGACCUGUGGUCAGAUGCCCGUGGUCCGACACCCAUCCAGAGAGCAGCUUAUAGACUACCUGAUGCAGAAAGUAUCCCCGCAGCACCCGGGACCUCCCUGCCUACCCCAUGAGCUCUUGCAUAAGGAGGUCCGUGUGAAAAUUGAGAAGAACCCAGAGCUGGGUUUUAGCAUAUCGGGAGGGGGCAGGGGCAAUCCUUUUCGUCCAGAAGAUAAUGGCAUAUUUGUGACUAGAGUCCAGCCAGAGGGACCUGCAUCGAAAUUCCUUCAGCCAGGGGACAAGAUAAUACAGGCAAAUGGAUACAGCUUUGUUAACAUUGAUCAUGGACAAGCAGUGUCGCUGCUGAAGACAUUUCCCAACACGGUGGAACUGAUCAUUAUCAGAGAAGUGCCUGCGUAGCAGGAGAGCAGGAAGAGGAAGUCCACAGUUCAGCAAGAGGCAGUGGGAAACAAGGAAACGAAUAGAUGAAUGUUUGCUUUAUCAUUGCUCUAUAUAGAGCAGCCAGUCCUCUGAAGAGAUGUUUGAACCGUGUACGCUGAAUCGCAUUGGCGCUUCGGUAUGAAACCACUGUGGCAAGUGGACUGGUCUGGGGUAACAGACACAGCCGUCAUCAAGGGAUGCUGUGUUUAUUUUUUUACCACGCUUGCUGAUAAAAUGACGGCCAACUGUCUGGAUAAAAAGAACUUACUUGUACAGACUUGUAGCGUUUAACUACGGUGUAUUGUAGCUGGCCACUAGGGGGCAGGGAUUUCUUGUUGUCACAAUCUGUGUACCUUUAUUUUUAAAUGUGUCUUUUUUGUUGCUGAAACCACUUACUCAGUGUACAGGAUAUGAGUCAGGCCAGUGGACAGUGCUAGUGUGGUGCCUGACUGGGUUCUUCAUUUUGCUGGAUGGUGCUGAACUCUGCCCUUUUGUUCCCCAGUCUGCCAGCGAAGGGCUUUUCAAUAGCCUGCUUUCGCUCGGAAUAGCAGCAUGCGGCGUGUCACCAGUUGUGGUCACGCCAUCGUUUAAAGCGGCGUGGUAAACACAGUGGGGAACAGGGAUCACUGUUGCUGCAGAGCAAAACCUCCUGAAAGCUUGACAUUUAACCUACAUUGGAUCCAAAGCACUUGUUUGGCAGAAAAUCCAUUAGAUUCAUUCGCAAAACAAGGAGUUGCUGCUCGCUAUGUUCACGUGGUUUUGCUCAAGUUCGCCCAAGCUUUGAAAACAUUUCAAACUUCCCUGACUGGCAAUGGAAACACCACUUAAGACCUGCCUCUGAUCACGGCCUGGAGAAUACAAGAAAUGUUCUCCAUAUGUCAAAUGCUAGUUCUGAGUAAUGGCAAAGAGAUACUAGAGGAACUGAGGGAGAAAGUAAAAGUGUAACUUCUCAGCUAUAAUACGCCUUGCCCUGAUGUGUGCUAGGCAGCCAAAGCAGAUGGCUAAAUGGGCACAGGCUUAUUCUGAAGGGAAGGGAAUGGCAUCCUGGUGGACUGGCAUGAGCCCCAGACCCUAUACUGAUAUGACACCAUCAUGAAGGGGUUCACUCUCAAAUUAGCCAACCAGGGUGCUUAUAAUGCCCUAGUUUCUAACUUCUUCUCUUUUGUGGAUUUGAAUCAGUAUUUUAACAACUUUAUUCAGUUAAAUAAGCGUCUUCAUUGGAAUCAUAUUAGAUUUUUUUACUCUCUUUCACAUAGGAACACAAUUUCCUCCAUGCAUUUUUGUCUUGGCAAGAACAAGGCAAAGAACAUGGGUGAGAAAUGCCAUGGAGCUGGAAUUCUGUGAAUCCAUGAUUGAGCCCUCUGAUGUAGGUGAUAUUCAUUAACCUGGACAGCUAAUGAGAUGUCUUAGUCAGAGCUGAAGAUGGUUGUUUUUUUUUUUUAUUAUUUUUGUCAGCGAAAAAAAUAUCAGUUUGUAUUUGUUAAAUCUGAAACCCUUCAGAUACACUCUAAUUGUUAUACAGGAUUUUAUAAUGUGCAUUUUUUAAAGUGAAAACAUUUGUUUUUUUCUUUUUUAAUUUGCAUUUGAAAAUGGAAUAUAGCGUUUUCAUGGUGUUAUUGGAACGUUUUCAUGAUGUUAUUGCCUGCAAUGCCCCAGUUUUUUGCAUAAACACAGCAGAAACAUAGAUUAGGCAUACUUAGAUGGCCAUACUUUCAUCAUUUCCAAGUGUUCCCAGUCACCGACUCAACAGCGGUAGCAGUGUGUGUAGAUUAAAUUAUGCACUAGAGGUGGUCAAUCUUUUGAGUGAGUGCCACAUUUAAGGGUGUCAUCAUUUAUUGUAUGUAUACAUUAAAAAAAUACCUUUGUUAUAAUUGCUUUCAAAGCAUACGUUAGCUUUAAAUGCACCUAGCGCUUCAGAGAUUCAGACAUUAUG
This is a messenger RNA of Megalops cyprinoides (Indo-Pacific tarpon), 6827 nucleotides long. Its product is annotated as erbin-like. The record is from RefSeq and is a predicted model, not a curated record. Gene Ontology annotation, molecular function: protein binding. Gene Ontology annotation, biological process: neurotransmitter receptor transport postsynaptic membrane to endosome; neurotransmitter receptor transport, endosome to postsynaptic membrane. The transcript is spliced from 25 exons. NCBI's taxonomy places the organism in Eukaryota, Metazoa, Chordata, Actinopteri, Elopiformes, Megalopidae. The coding region runs from base 833 to 4873 and encodes 1346 amino acids. Gene Ontology annotation, cellular component: adherens junction; postsynaptic membrane; postsynaptic density.